Didymodactylos carnosus is the source of this 1415-nucleotide messenger RNA. NCBI's taxonomy places the organism in Eukaryota, Metazoa, Rotifera, Eurotatoria, Philodinida, Philodinidae. The record is from the annotation of a GenBank genome assembly.
AAAGAAUCUUUAACCUAAUCUUUAACCGUAGAGAUUAUAAGUGACUCGGCCAAUGUUGGUUAAAGAUUCUUUAUAAAGAAUAUUGUAGAGUAAAUCAAGGGCUAUUUUUGAUAUACCAAAGAGUACAAGUUGGAUCCUCGUUUGCAUAUGAAGAAAAAGCCACUUAAAAUAUCGCUUAUAUCGUCUUUUAGGUCAAUUUGUCUCUUGUAAAAACACUUUCUUCCUAUGGAAAUGAUGUAUAAGGAUUGUUCAUAGAGUAUUUUAUUCAGUUUUUCACUGGCUAUUGUUUCAUAUCAAGAUUUGUGUGAAAUCUAUGCUGGGCUUUUCAAAAAUAUUAUUUUUUUAACAACGACGUCCUCUGAUGGAAUCUCAAAAUAAUCAACGUUGAAAACGUAUUUUGAGCUUAUUUUCCGUAAGAACAACUGGAAAAUGUGGCCAAACGUCUUUUCUAUAAUAGUCGAGUCAAAAUAGGCAAAAAAGAAACGAGGGACCGUUUUCUGAUGAAGUUAACCCCCUCCUUUCAGCACGUUGUAAGUCUUGUAUCAAUCAUGGACUGGUUAUAGUUGACUGAAAUUUGAUAAAAACGUCAACAUGAAACUUUUGGGCUCAUAUUCUCUCUUCUUACAGGCAUUAUUGGUUCACUGUUUUCAAUUCUGCAAUAUCUAUCAUCAACGUUGGCUGGUUCAGCGUCUGAUCGUUAUGGUCGAAAACCCAUACUAAUUCUAUCCAUGGUAGAUCGCUAGUUUUACACAGUAAUAAUAUUCCACUGUUGUAUAUAAUUUUCUUCAAAUGUUCGUUGGUACAUAGUAUUUUUAUUUUCUUUGUUCGUUUUCUUUUAGUUAGGUAUAUCGUUAUCCUAUGCAAUAUGGUGUGUAUCAUUCAAUUUAACAGUGUUUAUUAUUGCAAGAAUCGUUGGUGGACUAGCCAAGGCCAAUGUAGCUAUUGUACUUUCAAUUGUAUCAGAUGUAACAACAGAAAAUGAACGAAAUCGUGCAAUGGCGUGGAUUGGUGCAGCAUUUUCAUUAGGUUUUAUCUUUGGACCAUUACUGGGUGCUAUAUCCAGUCAUUUGGGUACAAAAUUUUGGCCAUUAUCACCGUUUAGUUUCUAUGUUUUACCCGCUACUAUUUCAUUAGUAUUAUCAUUAAUUAAUAUUGCUUUUAUCAGUUUUCUUUGUCCAGAAACCUUACCAGAGUCAAAACGGAAUGAAGAAGUCAAAACUAUUUCAGAUAUAUCGAAUGUUAUUUUUCCAUGGCAUUUAUUCAAAUUUUCUGCUUUAAAAACAAUAAAAACAAUGGACGAUGUUUAUAUUUUACGCCGUCUUGGCUUAGCUAGUUUUUUAUACAUGAUCGUAUUUGCUGGUCUCGAAUUUACCAUUACAUUUCUUGUUUAUAAUCGAUUUAACUAUAACAGGUGA